GAUAUGUUUUGAGUCAGGUAUCGGGCUGAGUUCGGGUCAAGUUCGGCAUGGGCCGGACGUCUGAAACGGACCUAAACGAAACCAAACCCAGGUUCUCUCUCUUUCUGUGUCAUCAAAAUUUCACAAGUAAACCCCCCAACAAAAACCCUCAUUCAUCUUCAACCUCCAACUUUCUCCUCUCUUUCUCUCUCUCUUUAACAAUCAAAGCCAUAACAAUGGCGUCAAGGUUAACAAAGUCUCUUUCUUCACUUCGACUACACUCCGAUUCUCUCUCCUCCCUCAAGCGCCUCUUCUCUUCUUCAUCAUCAUCACCAAUUCGCCGCACUCCGCUUCUUCCAACCUUCUCGCGCGCAACUCAACCCCUUAGGUAUUUUGGGUCCAAUUCUGCAAUUAAUGAAGAAACUGCAGCUAACAUGAAAGGUCAGGCAUACUCGUUGGCUUCAUUGAACACUGGAUUUACCAACCAGCUGUGUGAAAACCGCAGAAUGUUUCAAGCGACUUCGUUCAUCUACAGAUCCUUUGCAUCUGCUUCAGAGUCAUCUCGACAGAAACAAACAGAGGGAAAGAAAGAUAUAUCCACAGUAGAAGAUCCUUUUGAUUCCCCUACAUAUCAUAUCCCAGAAAAACCUGUCACAUUUACGGAGGGUGCAUCCUACAGCAUCGUGAUUCUAGCAGGCCUUGGAAUAGCUGCUGUUGCCGCAUAUGGUGUCUUUAAAGAAUUAAUAUUUGAACCAAAAGAGUACAAAGUAUUUAACAAGGCGUUGGAUAGGAUUCAGAAUGAUAGUCAGGUUAGAGUGAGGAUUGGAUCACCUGUUAAAGGAUAUGGCCAGGAGAGCAGGAAUCGCGCUGCUCGCCAAAGGAUUCCACAUAGAGUAUGGACUGAUGAACAUGGGGUGGAACAUAUUGAGGUGAAUUUUUAUAUUCGUGGUCCUAGUGGGAAUGGAAAAGUCUAUUGUGAGAUGUUCAAAGACAAGGAAGACAAUCAGUGGAAAUACAUGUAUAUGAUUGUUGACAUACUCCACCCUUCUCAAACAAAGUUGAUCUUGGAAUCAUUUCUCCCAGCUUGAAAGUACCAGCAGGUAUGCUUGGCAAGAUGAGGCACUUUUAUUUUUCAAUUUUUGCCUGCGGAACAUGUUCAUGUGAGUCACAGCUUGGUUUUUCCCACCCAAAAUUUAUAAUUCGAGCCCCUUUGCCCUAUCAGCUCUGUGUAAUUACUAGUCCAAGAUUUAGUAGUGCCUGAAGAAAAGUACGAGUAUAAAUAUUUGGCUAACUGCAACUUCUAAGAAUUGUUAACAGUAGCCAUGUACCUUAUUAGUGAAGACUGAAGAGUGAAUUUUCUGAUGUUUUUGUUAAAGUGACAUGGUUACUGCAAGGGUUGGCGCUUUCAUACUUCCACAUUCAUGAAUCUUGACUUAAUUUACUCGUCGUAGUACAUUGUUUAGUGUUUUUUCCAAUCCUGAACACAGCAUAUUAUCGAGUCUGAUACAGUUGUCCAGUAAGUGGUUUAUUUUCGCUAUUAGUUGGGAAGAUAGAAGCCUUUUGUGGCUGAAUGUGUUUUGAUGUGGCUGUCUAUUGGGAAUGAUUUAUUACUCGUAUAAUCUUUGAGAUGUAGAUCAAUCAAAACACAUCAGGAAUAACUGAAUUGUAAUCAUCAGGAUAUUGACCAGUAUCAAUGUAUUAAGAAUGAAUGCUUGUAAUGUUGGAUGAGAAUAAAUCUUCAAGAUAUUGAUCAAUUGCAACAUAUCAGAAAUA
This is a messenger RNA of Chenopodium quinoa (quinoa), 1752 nucleotides long. RefSeq names its product probable mitochondrial import inner membrane translocase subunit TIM21. The transcript is spliced from 7 exons. The record is from RefSeq and is a predicted model, not a curated record. Gene Ontology annotation, cellular component: TIM23 mitochondrial import inner membrane translocase complex. Bases 48 to 1067 code for a protein of 339 amino acids. Gene Ontology annotation, biological process: protein import into mitochondrial matrix. NCBI's taxonomy places the organism in Eukaryota, Viridiplantae, Streptophyta, Magnoliopsida, Caryophyllales, Amaranthaceae.